GACCUUUAACCCGAUAUGGCGGCGCCCGUGCUUGGGUCGGGAUCGCGGUGAGGUCGGGCGGACGUGUAUGGGCCAGGCUGCCGCCUUUCUCUCAUCUCUUGCUCCUGCUCGCGCCCUACAGCCCGCGCCAUGUCGAAGCUCAGCCGGGCCACGCGCUCCAUUCGGAAGAUCGAGGGCAGCGGCGUCAUCCGGGCCAUCGUGCGCGCGGGCCAAGCGAUGCCCGGGCCCCCACUGGGACCCAUCCUAGGCCAGCACGGCCUCGCCAUCAGCCAGUUCUGCAAGGAGUUCAAUGAGAAGACGAAGGACAUCAAAGAGGGCAUCCCCCUGCCCACCAAGAUCAUUGUGAAGCCUGAUAGGACAUUUGAGCUCAAGAUCAAUCAGCCCACCGUUUCCUACUUCCUGAAGGCAGCAGCAGGCAUAGAAAAGGGAGCCAGGCAUACAGGCCAUGAGGUGGCUGGCUUGGUCAGCUUGAAGCACGUGUAUGAGAUCGCCCAAGUGAAGGCUCAGGACAAGGCCUUUGCCUUGCAGGACGUCCCCCUGUCCUCGGUCGUCCGUUCCAUCCUUGGUAGUGCCCGCUCACUGGGCAUCCGCGUGGUGAAGGACCUCAGCGCGGAGCAGAUGGCUGCCUUCCAGGAGGAGCGCACCCAGUUCCUGGCGUCCCGGGCCCUGGCAGAUGCUGAAGCCGCCGCAGCUGAGGCGGCCAAGAAAUGAACUUUCUACCUGCCAGGGUCACUGGCUGCAUGCACCUGAGGGGCAGAGAGGGCUCAUGGUCACCUAUGACCCUACUUUACUUUUUAUGUAUCAUAUCAGUCUCUAAUUUAAAGGGCUAAAGAUCCAAUAAAUACUGUAUCAUUUGUUACUUUG
Trichosurus vulpecula (common brushtail) is the source of this 864-nucleotide messenger RNA. RefSeq names its product mitochondrial ribosomal protein L11 (gene MRPL11). Gene Ontology annotation, cellular component: mitochondrial large ribosomal subunit; ribosome. Gene Ontology annotation, molecular function: structural constituent of ribosome; large ribosomal subunit rRNA binding. Gene Ontology annotation, biological process: translation. Lineage: Eukaryota; Metazoa; Chordata; Mammalia; Diprotodontia; Phalangeridae. The transcript is spliced from 5 exons. The coding region runs from base 130 to 711 and encodes 193 amino acids. The record is from RefSeq and is a predicted model, not a curated record.